Exserohilum turcica Et28A is the source of this 1563-nucleotide messenger RNA. RefSeq lists its product as uncharacterized. Gene Ontology annotation, cellular component: SMN complex; nucleus. The record is from RefSeq and is a predicted model, not a curated record. The coding region runs from base 72 to 1562 and encodes 496 amino acids. Gene Ontology annotation, biological process: spliceosomal snRNP assembly. The transcript has 2 exons. NCBI's taxonomy places the organism in Eukaryota, Fungi, Ascomycota, Dothideomycetes, Pleosporales, Pleosporaceae.
AGUCCACCUCCGCCUCCAACUCCGCAUCCACAUUUCCUCGAUCCCUGGGCACUGCACUUCUCCAACCCAGCAUGGCGGCCUCGGGUAGCAACUUGGCUGUUACAAAAGACGGCGAGGCUUACAAUAAGCUAUCGCGACCCGACGGCUACCUUACAUCGACACAGCCGCCUCUGCCAUCCGCCUUGGCACCCUCGCCAGCAGUUGCUAGCAGCAAGAGAAAGUACGAGCAGGAAAACGCGUCCGAAACAAAGCGCGCCAGGAUUGAUCGUAAUGGUCCGCGUUCCAAAGGUCAGCUGCGCGCCCACGAGCAGUUUCGGGAGCCAGGCGUGCGAUCGGCGCUCCCAGGCCUUGACGGAGAAGAGCAACUGUCGGACGAGUCGAUAGAUGAAGCAGUGGCAUACCUUAGAAGUGUCAGGUCUGAGGCCUCAACAAUACCCACCCUUCUCACAGCUCCGAACAACCCGCACGGCGCCAACCGCGAUCAUGGCAACGCUAAAGGAAUCUCGACAAACAAGUAUAGUGGAAGCUCGCGACGAGUCGUGUACAACGAUGGGACCUGGGUUGCUUUAGAAAGCGAAGGCGACGGUGAAUCAGAGUACUGGGACGAAGAUGCAGAUUAUCUCGAUCCUCAGGAGAGCUCCCAAUGGGCACUUGUUCGGCGAUUCUGUAACCUCCGCAGCAAGCUCUCUGCGUUUCGUGAUCAUAAGCCGCUGCCGACAAAGACCAUGGGUCCCAGGAAAUCAAGACGCUCCGAGCAGUCCAACAAGUACGAGUGGGCAGAAACCAUUGACCGUGGCUACCCCGAAUUGAAGGAAAUCACUCAACUAGACGAACCGACUUUGUAUGUGGCGUUACAUGGCUGCACACUCGCUCUAGAUCGAUCAACUGAGAUCUCGCGCCAGAAGAGCUGCUGGAUUUGGACGUUACUGGCCUUGACGGGAGAUUUCGGGACUUUGGAUCAUGAGAGAAUCGGCAAGAUCCGGGAUUUAGGCCUUGCUGCAAGCCGACUGGCCAAACGACUGCAAGCCGAGAGGAGCUCGAAAGAGCAGAGCACUCUAGAAGCCGAGGACUCUGUGCAUGUAGUAAAGGACACACCCGACAUGGAUAGUAGCGUGGAGAGUGGAGAAGCCGUGGAUGACAGCGCGGAAGAUUCUGGUGCGGAAAUGGUGAUUUCAGAAGACGAAGCAGAGGCUGCAGAGACUGCAGAAGUUGGAGACCUUGAAACAGCCAGAGCACGCCUCCUUGCACAGCUCGGGGACCGUUUGGUGCAUUCAGAGGUACCUUCGUCAGAACCAUCUUCCACGCCCAAAUUCCAUAUGCUGUCGCGAGCCGAGGCCGAAAGACAACGGCAAGAAAUGCGCAACCAAAAGCCGCAAAAGGAACACUCUACACCCAUCCUGACCCCUACUUCGGACACAACACGAGCCAGGAAUCCAGCACUAAAAAGCACUCCCUUGACCGAGAGUGAGCUGGAGACAAAGGCUGCUAUUGACAUGAUUUUGACUGUAGUAGCGGAAUGCUACGGGCAGAAAGACCUGUUCAAUUUCAUCGAGGCGUGGUGAG